Messenger RNA from Terrapene triunguis (Three-toed box turtle), 5682 nucleotides. Its product is annotated as von Willebrand factor A domain-containing protein 8. The record is from RefSeq and is a predicted model, not a curated record. Lineage: Eukaryota; Metazoa; Chordata; Testudines; Emydidae. Gene Ontology annotation, cellular component: cytoplasm. Bases 41 to 5521 code for a protein of 1826 amino acids. The transcript has 43 exons. Gene Ontology annotation, molecular function: ATP binding; ATP hydrolysis activity.
UCCCCGCCUGCCCGGUGCGCGUCUCCGGCCCGGCCUCCCCAUGCAGUCCCGGCUUCUGUGCUUCAGCGGCGGCCCCGCAGCGCGGAGAGUCCGGCUCAUUCUGCAGCAGGUGGUGCGGGGCCGCCUGGCUGCGGAGAGGCAGCUGCAGCCGGAGGUCAGGGCGCUGCACGGCCCGGGAGCCGCCGCAGGGGAUACUGUUACUAUUGGAGAUGUGUCAUUUAAACUCAAAACGCCAAAGAGCCCAGAACUUGUGCCACUGAACUACAUGUCAGACAAUUUGGCCCAAUCUGUAGUCCAACAUCUAAGAUGGAUAAUGCAAAAAGAUCUUUUGGGGCAAGAUGUUUUUCUUAUAGGGCCCCCUGGACCCCUUCGACGCUCUAUUGCCAUGCAGUACCUGGAGCUGACCAAACGAGAGGUUGAGUAUAUUGCACUAUCAAGGGACACCACAGAAACAGAUCUGAAACAGCGCAGAGAGAUCCGAGCUGGGACUGCUUUUUAUAUUGAUCAGUGUGCAGUCCGUGCAGCUACAGAAGGCAGAAUCCUUGUGUUGGAGGGUUUGGAGAAGGCAGAACGGAACGUCUUGCCUGUGUUAAACAAUUUGUUGGAAAACAGAGAAAUGCAGCUUGAAGAUGGGCGCUUUCUUAUGUCUGCAGAACGUUAUGACAAGCUGCUACAGGAACAUACUAAAACUGAGUUAGAUGCAUGGAAGAUUGUUCGAGUAAGUGAAGAUUUUCGUGUGAUAGCACUGGGCCUGCCAGUACCUAGAUAUUCUGGUAACCCAUUGGACCCUCCUCUUCGUUCUAGAUUUCAAGCAAGAGAUGUUUAUCAUCUACCCUUUAAGGACCAUCUUAAGCUAUUAUACUCAGUUGGAUCAAAUGUUUCUGCACAGAGAAUCUCUCAGCUCUUGUCUUUUGCUACAACUCUCUGCUCCCAGGAAUCUUCUAUGCUGGGACUUCCAGAUUUUCCUUUAGACAGUUUAUCAGCUGCAGUUCAGAUUCUGGAUUCCUUCCCUAUGAUGUCAGUCCAGCAUAUAAUCAAAUGGCUUUACCCUUAUAAUGUUCUACUAGGAAAGGAAGGCAGGACUGCAGUAGAAGAUGCAUUAAAACGUUUUGAGCUCCAGGAUUCAGAAAGCCCUUUGCUUCCCAGUAGGAUUAAAAAAGUGGAACAAAUACAUGGAAGCAAGACCUUACAGGCUGAUGUAACUGUCCAGAUUGCUGAAAAAGAAGUGAAAUUCCAGGUCCCAGCUGGGACUAGACCAUUAAAACUGUGUUCUGGAUCAGACACUUUCAUAGAGACUUCCAGCCAUAAGCAGCUGUUGGCAGAAAUGAUGCAGUCACAUAUGGUUAAGGAUAUGUGUUUGAUAGGCGGAAAAGGCUGUGGCAAAACAGUUAUUGCUAAGGAGUUUGCCAAUAUGUUAGGAUACAACAUAGAGCCUGUCAUGCUGUAUCAGGAUAUGACAGCUCGAGAUUUGGUGCAGCAAAGGUAUACUCUUCCAAAUGGAGAUACUGCUUGGAGACCAUCUCCACUUGUUACUGCUGCCUUGGAUGGGAAGCUUGUUAUUCUUGAUGGUAUUCAUCGCGUCAACUCUGGCACCCUAGCUGUACUACAAAGGCUAAUCCAUGACAGAGAACUGACUCUUUAUGAUGGCACCAGAUUACUAAGAGAAGAUAGGUAUCAAAGUUUAAAAGACGAACUGCAGCUCUCCGAUAAGGAACUACAACAGAGGUCCAUCUUUCCUAUCCAUUCCUCAUUCAGAAUAGUUGCCCUGGCAGAGCCUCCUGUCAUAGGAAGUAGCACAAAGCAAUGGUUGGGCCCAGAGUUUUUAACUCUGUUUCUGUUCCAUAAUGUUAAGUCUUUCACCAGGAAUGAAGAAAUUCAAGUUAUUAAAGAAAUGAUUCCAAAUGUGCCCACGGUUGCGGUGGAACAGUUGUUAUCAUUAACACACAAGCUUCGGGAGACAAAUGACCCCACAGCACAGUCACUGGCAUCAUCUUUGUCCACACGACAGCUAUUACGAAUUUGUCGUCGGCUAUCACAGUAUCCAGAUGAAAGUCUCUACCAUGCUCAUAUGAUGGUGAUGGAGGAUAUGCUAAAAGACUUUUUGCUGGGAGAACACCUUCUUCUAGUUGGCAACCAGGGCGUGGGGAAAAACAAGAUUGUUGACCGAUUCCUUCACCUGUUAAAUAGACCCAGAGAAUAUUUACAGCUGCAUAGGGAUACCACUGUACAGAGCCUUACUCUGCAGCCUUCCGUUACAGAUGGCCGUAUUACAUAUGAAGACUCACCACUGGUGAAAUCAGUCAAGUUGGGGCAUAUUCUGGUUAUCGAUGAGGCUGACAAAGCACCUACAAAUGUUACCUGUAUUUUAAAAACUCUUGUGGAAAGUGGAGAAAUGGUUCUGUCGGAUGGAAGGCGCCUUGUUGCCAAUCCUGCUAAUGUAGAUGGGAGAGAAAAUGUAAUAGUAAUUCAUCCUGAUUUUAGAAUGGUAGUUCUAGCAAAUAGACCCGGAUUUCCCUUUUUGGGAAAUGAUUUUUUUGGCACACUAGGGGACAUUUUUAGCUGCCAUGCAGUUGAUAAUCCCAAACCACAGUCAGAACUGGCUAUGCUUAGACAGUAUGGACCGGAUGUUCCUGAGCCAAUCCUUCAGAAACUGGUGGCUGCUUUUGGAGAACUGAGGAGCUUGGCUGACCAAGGAAUUAUUAACUAUCCUUAUUCAACCAGAGAAGUUGUAAAUAUAGUAAAACAUUUACAGAAAUUUCCAACUGAAGGACUUGCAAAUGUGGUUCGAAAUGUGUUUGACUUUGACUCCUACAACAAUGAAAUGCGUGACACUUUGAUCAGCACUUUGCACAAACAUGGGAUACCGAUUGGAGCAAAACCUACCAGUAUACAGCUGGCAAAGGAGCUACCCUUGCCAGACCAUAAAUUUAUGGGCUACUGGAGAAUCAAUCAAUCAGGGAACGCACGGCGGAAACUACUAUGUCCAACAGAAACUCAUCAGUUAAAUAUAAAGGGUCCAGUAUAUUUAAAUGUUCAGGGAUUUCCACUGGAACGGCAUGAAGCAAGGUCCCUCAGUUUCACAGAAGAACUUGCUUUUUGGACACUGCCUUUGAAUGAGGUUAACUUAGUCUGUGAUGUUGCUGUAGCAGAAGACGAGACUGAAAAUAUGCUCUAUGUGGCUACAUGCAAUCCAGUUUCCUUAUAUUUCAUGAAUGUAUCUAGUAAAAAUGGAUACUUUGUGGAUUGUUAUGACAUCUUCCCAAGAACGGCUGGCAGCAUAUGGCAACCCUUUGUGACUGUGGCACCUCUAGGAAAUCCACUCAAAGGGCAAGUGAUUCUUCAUGAAGAGCAGAGUAAUGUUGUCUUGUUGCUGGAUACGAAAACUGGUGCCAUUCAUAGACUUUUACUCUCACCAGAUACCCAAGAAGUUCCAAAGAGAGCAUCCUGGUGGGGCAACAAGGAGGAGCCGAUCAGUCACAAAAUGUGCAGAGAGUUUUCACAUAAAAACUGGCUGGUGUUCUACAAAGAAGAAGGAAACUACCUUAUUGUGCUGGAUGUACUGGAGGGUCGAACUCAUACUAUCUCACUACCUAUCAAUCUCAGAUCCGUUUUCCUAGUGGCUGAAGACCGUUGGCUCUUGGUGGAAAGCAAAACAAAUCAGAAAUUUCUUUUAACCAAGCCAGCGCAUAUGGUAUCUGAAGAGAGUGGAGUUUGCCAGCUGCAUGCAUUGAAUGAAGACCCAGUUGACAAGGGUUUUGGUUUAACAACAGCAUCCGAUUUGUGUGUGCCGCACACAGUUUCAAGUGACCAACUAUCUUCAGAGAACCUAAGCGUAGCUGUGGAACAAAAGAUCAGCUCUCCCAACAGGAUUCUCUCGGAUGUGCAUAAUUAUGCUACUAUUGUUGUUGGCUUCCCAGAACUUAUGUCUCCCAAUGAGGUGUACAGCUGGAAGAGAGGCUCCUCGCUGGGCAGCCGACAUGCUUCUCCUUCUGAUCCAUUUUACUAUGGGAGGCGCAGUAAAACCGGAGUUGCAAAACAAAUUAAUUGUGUGACUUUAUUAGCUACUAAUCAAAUAGUCAGAAUUUUAACACCUGGAGACAUCCCUUUGAAAGAACUUUAUCCAAAAGAUAUCACUCCUCCGCAAACAGCUGGGUAUCUGGAAGUAACCGACCUUAACUCAAAGAAACUUAAAUACAUCCCUAUUCCCAGAUCAGUGUCUCUCUCUCCAUAUACAUCAUGGCUGUCAAAGAUCUCGGACACAGAUGUUCUGUUGGCACCACUGGGCAAAGUAGGUUUGGUUACAGUGGAUAUGGGAGGCAGUGUCAGGCUUUGGGAGACAGGACUUGACAGCCUACAGCGUUCUCUGCAGGACUGGAGAAACAUGAUUGGACAAGAGGAUGGUAGACCUGUGCAGAUAACCAUUGAGAGAGACAGUGGUUUGGAAGUGAGCUCCCCUAAGCAUGGAAAGACAGAUCCAGACAACAUGCCCCAUGUUGGCGGAAACACCUGGGCUGGUGGAACAGGUGGGAGAGACACAGCAGGGCUGGGCGGCAAAGGUGGGCCCUAUAGACUGGAUGCUGGCCAUAAAGUUUACCAGAUAUCUCAGGCUGAGAAAGAUGCUGUUCCUGAGGAGGUGAAGAGAGCUGCAAGGGAGAUGGGUGAAAAGGCCUUUAAACAGAGAUUAAAGGAGAUCCGGAUGAGUGAAUAUGAUGCAUCUACUUACGAAAGGUUCUCUGGAGCUGUCCGAAGACAAGUCCAGUCUCUCCGAAUCAUCCUAGACAAUCUGCAGGCCAAGGGUAAGGAAAGACAAUGGCUGAGACACCAAGCUAUUGGAGAGCUAGAUGAUGCCAAAAUAAUUGAUGGACUAACAGGAGAAAAAGCUAUUUAUAAACGACGGGGAGAGCUUGAGCCAGAACUUGGUAGCCCUCAGCAGAAGCCUAAGCGUUUGCGCCUGGUAGUGGAUGUUUCUGGCAGCAUGUACCGCUUUAAUGGGGUAGAUGGUCGACUGGAGCGUUCCAUGGAGGCUGUCUGCAUGGUCAUGGAAGCUUUUGAGAAUUACGAGCACAAGUUUAAGUACGAUAUCGUUGGACAUUCAGGAGAUGGCUUCAACAUUGCAUUGGUUGGGAGUGACAAAGUUCCCAAGAACAAUAAGCAAAGAUUAGAGAUUAUUAAGAUAAUGCAUGCCCAUGCUCAAUUCUGUAUGAGUGGAGACCAUACUCUGGAAGGGACGGAGCAUGCUGUUCGUGAAAUUGCCAAAGAAGAGGCUGAUGAAUAUUUUGUCAUAGUCUUGAGCGAUGCAAACCUUGAACGAUAUGGUAUCCCACCAGCAAGAUUUGCCCAAACCUUGACCAUCAACCCUCAAGUUAAUGCUUUUGCCAUAUUCAUAGGAUCCUUAGGAGACCAGGCAGACAGGCUGCAGAAGAUGCUACCAGCAGGCCGGUCUUUUAUUGCCAUGGAUACCAAGCAGAUCCCCCAGAUCUUGCAACAGAUCUUUACAUCCACCAUGUUGUCCAGUGCCUAAGAAGUUCCCGUUACUAUUAAAUAAUUGGACAUUGUAACAAGCACAAUUGAGAAACAAGCUGGCUGGUGAAAGACAAAAUCAGCGCCUGAUGAAGAUAAGAACUAUAAAACUGAUAAAUAUAAUUUUCAUAUUGAAAUAUUAUAGUCCCUUAAUUGAAAUGC